AUGGCGUCGGAGGCAGUCCCACCAUUGACGUCGGAGCCAGUCCUACUAUUGAUGUCGGAGCCAAUCCAAGAAAACGAUGGGGCCGGAGCCAGUCACACCACCCAGGAAGAUAAUGUCGUCGAUCUCAUAUCUCUACAACCUAAAGAUAUUAAAAAAAUGAAGUUUGAUAAUACAGAAGAAGCCUAUGAUUUCUACAUGGACUACGGGUUGGUCAAAGGCUUUGACAUCAGAAAAUCAGACAUUGGUCAUGAUAAGAACCAGGUGAUGAUAUGGCGAGACUAUGUAUGCUCUGGUGAGGGAAAGAGGCGCAUGAAAAGCACAGAACGAAAGAGAGAAGCAAGAGGGGGAGACCAGAUUUAA
Messenger RNA from Linum trigynum, 360 nucleotides. NCBI's taxonomy places the organism in Eukaryota, Viridiplantae, Streptophyta, Magnoliopsida, Malpighiales, Linaceae. The record is from the annotation of a GenBank genome assembly.